GUUUAAAGUAAACUAUUUGCUGACACACAGCAGUCUGCUACCAAAAUGCAUUAUUUAGGUCUUGUAGAGACAGCAUGGCUGAAUCAAAAAGCUUCCGCAAGUCACAGUUACCUAAAAAGCAUCCAAUGAGCAAGGAUUUCUGGCUGAACAAUCCUUGUUAAGCAGCUGAAAGACCAAUUCAAGAAUCACACACAUUUAGAUGUCAAACAGCUGAAAGGAAGCAAUUAAGCCAUGUCACGCGUUAGGCUAGCUGCCACCAUCAGAGCGUGCUUGUAGCCAUCCAUUACAGUGACCGACCUGUCCACUUGCGUAUGCACUCUUACAGCAUGUAUAAUCUGAUACAAUGACCAAACCAACCUCCAGAUCUUUUUCAUAGAUGCAAAAAAUCUGUUAUACAUUGUAGCAAGCAGUAAAUCCAUCUGAAGCUUGAAAUUGACCAUGUAGGUAAAAAUAAUUGCAUGGAUAAAGGUGAAGCAUCACUCCAAGAUAAAAAUGGUAUGGAGAAGCAGCCAGUCACAGUAUGUACCCUUAUCGUCUUCCGGUCAAGGAGGUACAAGCAUCUACUUAUCCUUAACAGUAAUGCAUAGUUGUGUUGAGUAAUUGGGCAGUAGGUCUAAACCUGCCAUUUUGGAUGUUAAAAGGGAAUAAAGAGCCUAAAAGAUGUCCCACUCUUAAUAUCAACUCAGUCUGCUCGGAAGAUAUCAGAAGCAAGAAAGUUGUAUUUAUCUAAGCCGACUAGUUCCCUGACAGCACCUCUCUUCCCAUGAAACGCCAUGCUCUUCUUCAUCCACAAGUACUUCAGAAGGCUGAUGAAGGCUACUGGAGGAGACAAAGAAAGCAACAAGCAUGAACAAGGAGGUGAAAAUAAGAUAGAGGAGCCCUCUGAGGCAUGUGCCACCGGCUGCUGUUCCAUACCUUUACUAAAUCUGGUUGAAUCCGGCAACACAAAGCGGCAGAGGAGAGCCACCACCACUAGGAUCUCACGCUUGAACUUUGUGAAGCUGACGACAGAUUCCAUCUUCCCAAACACCAACUUUGUCAACGACGAGUCCCUGCCUGCCUUUCCUGAUGCCUUCUCCAGCUUCAUCACAGUCUACCCACAGUAUGGUGAGACACAGCAAGCAGAUCACAUCAGGAACAGCGAAUAUUAUCAUCUCUCGAGCCAUGUCUGCCUCGACUAUACUGGAUUCAGCCUAUUCUCCCACACACAAAUGCACUCCUCUGUAGCAUCCUCAUCCUCUAAUCCUCCACCUUCGACCCUCUUGCAGCCUCCAGUCUUCAGCAUCUCUUACCAGUCAGCAAGCUUGAAAUCUCAAGUGCAGUAUGGGAACCAGGAUACUGCUCUGGAGUCGUCAAUUAGGAAGAGAAUCAUGCAUUUCCUCAACAUACUGGACGAUGAAUACAGCAUGGUCUGUACUGCAAACAGGAGUACAGCUUUCAGGCUGUUGGCAGAAUCCUACCCAUUCCAUGCCAACAAGGGGUUGCUAUGUGUAUAUGAUUACGAGAGCGAAGCUGUGACUGCAAUGAUCGAGAGCGCCCAAAAGAGAGGAGCCAAAGUCACGUCUGCUAGCUUCUCAUGGCCAAGUCUGAGGAUUCAUUCUGGGAGCUUAAUGGAGAAGCUAAGCAAGAGAAAGAAAAAGAAAAGAGGACUAUUUGUCUUCCCACUUCAAUCCAGGAUUACCGGGGCCAGGUAUCCUUACCUAUGGAUGACUGUGGCCAAGGAAAACGGAUGGCAGGUUGUGCUGGAUGCAUGUGCUCUGGGGCCGAAGGACCUUGACACCCUUGGACUGUCGCUGAUCCAACCAGACUUUAUCAUCUGCUCUUUCUUCAAGGUGUUCGGUGAAAAUCCAUCUGGGUUCGCAGGGCUCUUCAUCAAGAAGUCCAGCAUUGCAAUGUUGGAGCCAUCAACGAUCGCCAGGAGCAUUGGAAUAGUCAGCAUCAUCCCAGCAAGAAGGCUGUCACAGCAGACCGAUGAUUAUUCAGGAACAGACUUGGAUGCUCACUCGUCCAGAAACCAAUUCGAGGAGGAUGAUAUCGAGACAAUUAGUUCAUUCUCUGGUCCAAUUCCUACACAGAUCUGUAACGGUUCUGCUGGUGCAGAUGAUGUGUUCGGUGAAAGUGCUGUCACAGAAAAACAAAAGCAAGUCAAGAAGUCAAACCAGGGUGAGAGUUCCAAAGCACAAGAUGAGAAAGAAGAAACAUCAUCAAGUAUAGUAGAACUAGAAUUGGACCAUUCUAUGCAAGCAGAGGAGACCACGUCUGGAGCAGACAAGAGUAUGGAGAUUGUGUGCAGAGGAUUAGACCAUGCAGACUCACUGGGUCUGCAACUCAUCAGCAGCAGACUGAGAUGCAUCACCAACUGGUUGGUCGUUGCUUUGAAGAAGCUGCGGCAUCCUCAUUCAGAAAGUGGCCAUUCCCUGGUUAAAAUAUACGGUCCACGAAUAAAAUUUGACAGGGGACCUGCAUUAGCUUUCAAUGUGUUUGACUGGAAAGGAGAGAAGAUCAAGCCUGCAUUGGUACAAAAGCUUGCUGAUCGAAGCAACAUUUCUCUUAGUUGUGGAUUUCUGAAUAAUAUUUGGUUUGCAGACAAAUAUGAAGCAGAGAAGGAUAAAGUCUUGGAGAGAAGAUCAUCCUGUGAAAUAACAAUUGCAGGUAACAAAAAGAAAGAAAAUGUUAAUAUGGGAAUAAGUGUCGUAAAUGCUUCCCUCAGUUUCCUCACUAACUUUCAGGAUGCUUAUAGACUAUGGACUUUUGUUGCUAAGUUUCUAGAUGCAGAUUUUGUUGAGAAGGAAAGAUGGAGAUACAUGACUCUGAACCAGAAAAUGAUUGAGAUUUAGUAUGAUUGAGCUGGAUUGUCUGUAGUUGUCUGUUUUCUGCUUGAAGUUUCCACAGAGCACUGAAUAGUGAAUAUACAUUCUUUUACCGUACUACCUUGUUCAGAUAAAAAAGUAUUGAUUUGGG
Musa acuminata subsp. malaccensis (wild Malaysian banana) is the source of this 2961-nucleotide messenger RNA. RefSeq lists its product as uncharacterized. The record is from RefSeq and is a predicted model, not a curated record. Lineage: Eukaryota; Viridiplantae; Streptophyta; Magnoliopsida; Zingiberales; Musaceae.